AUGUUUGUGUCUUUAAAAGCAGUCUUUAUUAUCGAAACCGAUUUGAAUGAAUGCCGCAAACGAUUCGCCACUCAAUUGGUAAUGGAUUCACACAAACGCCGCGAACAUACAGUCAGUGCUCUCCCGACGACUAGAGUCCCAACGGUUUGUCCGCCAAUACAUCGAUGUCUUGUCAGCGGCUGUGGCCUCGAGUUUGCCGGCGAAUACACGCUAAGAGCACACCAGAGGGCUGUCCAUAAAGAGCCGACGCCUGCCAUCAGCUUCUCGUACGACACCAAUGGUGUGGGCAGUGAUAGCGCCGUUGGGUUAACCCCCGGCCCGACCCAUACGAGUCAUCGGCGGUUUGUUCGCUCGCAGACCAGCAAAACAGGCGUCCACUCGUCGUCGGCCGCCAAACGGUACGGCUGUCGUCACGACCGUUGCGGCCGAUCCUUUGCUACGGCACUGGCGCUCAAACAACACAACAGUUGUGUCCACUCAGCCAUUGGCGGACAAUACCGGUGCGACUUCUGUGCCAAAAUAUUUUACCACAAAUAUUCAUACGAUCAGCACUGCCUGACUGUCCACUCGGCGGCCACCACUCAUGUACUACAGGCGCCCAUUGAGACCGGAGUUAUUGUCCCAUACGUUGUUAUGGAGGCUACAGUACCUGAUUGUAUACCGAUAGCGCCCACGACUGUCCUACCGUGGAGAUGUCUUCGCAUUAGUGUUGUCUUCAUAUUCUUCCGGAUGUCGUCAAGUGAUAGUUUUUCGCCGACUUAUGAGUCGUUUGUCCCGAAAUGGCGGUCAAAGAAGACAUUGAAAUGCGAUUACAAUGAGUGCCACAAACAGUUUGUAACUCGAUUGCUAUUGGGUUUACACAAACUCCGCGAACACAGCGUCUGUCCUCUCCCGAGGACUAGAGUCCCGACAGUCUGUCCGCCAAUAUAUCGAUGUCUUGUCAGCGGCUGUGGCCUCGGGUUUGCCGGUGAAUACACACUAAACGCACACCAGAGGGCUGGCCAUAAAGACCCGACGCCUGUCAUGUCAUGUGAGACAAAUGAUGGCGACAAACAGGGCGUCCACUCGGCGUCGGCGGUCACCAAACGGCACGACUGCGCGCACGACGGCUGCGGCCAAUCAUAUGCUUCUGAGAAGGCGCUGAAGAAACACCUGCGUUGUGUCCACUCGGCCACAGGUGGACAGUAUCGGUGCGAUGACUGUAUCCAAAGAUUUUACAAUAAACGUACGCUCGAUGAGCAUCGGCUGACUGUCCACUCGGCUGUCUCUCAUGCACUACAGGCGCCCAUUGAGACCGAAUUGAAUGUUCCGUUCGUUGCUUUGGAGACCAUAACUGAAUAUAUAAGGAUAGAACCCACGGCUGUCCUACCGGUGCGAUCAACCACUGCCACCACUAAACCAAACAACAGUCCUUUAGACUCUGACGUUGAAGUAAUGGAUGUAUUGCCGGCGUAUAAGCGCUUAGUGCGGGUGCGGCCAAUCACUCGCCACAAAUCGAUGCCCGCAAUCAUUGAUCUCUCCGAUACGAGUAGUGAUAAAAAUAGUGGACACGAAUCGGCCGACAGUCGACCAGAAGUGAUGGCCAUUAGCCACUUCUCGGGCUCGUUAUACACGUGCGAUAUUGACGACUGCGGCCAACGAUUUGGAUGGCAGGGCGGACUCGACUGUCAUCUCUUGUCUGUUCACACAAUUGCCGUCUGUCGGGCGCACCCGUGCGGCCAAUGCGAGCGCUCGUUUGAUACCGUAGACCAAUGGGCGGACCAUAAGCUCGAGUGUUGGCCAACAAUUUGGUCACUCCAUUGCCUCGACUCUGAUUUGGGCGAUAAUCCGUACGUUACGGCCGAAGGAGAGCUCAAUAAUUGGGUGCACCGACGCCCGGGGCGGCCGUCGCCCGCACCGCGUAUACCAUGCGGAGAGUGUGACUCGUCAUUCAACACCGACGCCCAACUCGGCCAACAUCUGACUCGGCGUCACUCACACCCGCUGUUGGACUGCGAUAAGUGCGGUCACAAGCAGUUUAGGUCUCGGUUGCAACUGAUUGGCCAUCAAUACACUGCACACUCGCAGCCAAUGCCCGACCCGUUUACGUGCGUU
Messenger RNA from Medioppia subpectinata, 2094 nucleotides. The record is from the annotation of a GenBank genome assembly. Lineage: Eukaryota; Metazoa; Arthropoda; Arachnida; Sarcoptiformes; Oppiidae.